AUGCCUCAUGGCAGUAUUUAUGUGCCGAGUGACAACGAACUAGAACCAGUGGAUCGUCUUCGAGAUAUAGACGAUAAGCCACACAAGGGACUUCGCACCAGACAAAAUAAGAAGGACGACCACAUUCUUGAUCGCCUCAAUACGUAA
This is a messenger RNA of Phytophthora nicotianae INRA-310, 147 nucleotides long. RefSeq lists its product as hypothetical. Bases 1 to 147 code for a protein of 48 amino acids. The record is from RefSeq and is a predicted model, not a curated record. The transcript has a single exon. NCBI's taxonomy places the organism in Eukaryota, Oomycota, Peronosporomycetes, Peronosporales, Peronosporaceae.